UGGUAAGCUUCUCUUCCGCUAGAUGGCGCCAGCUGGCUUUUGCUUGUCUUCAGCUUCCACGAAGGCCUGCCAACGUCAAAUGGCGAUCGUAUACCUUUAGCAAAAGCAGAAGUGCCGUUGCCUAGUGCCUGUUAACUGCUGCCGCUGGCGCAAGCGUCUUAUGGUGCGCUGAGCCGCCUGACAUUACGGUGCUGACGUUACAGCUCUCGCCGUUGUUUAGCUCGUGCUACAUGGAUCGACAGGCAGCGAUGAAGCAAAGCGAAGUGCUGAAGCCGUUUGAUCAGUAAUAGUUAAGGUGCGGAUGGCGUUUUUCGAGGACGUGCCCGCUCUCAAGUAAAUUUUGCACGACCUGCGAGACUGGAUCAAUAGUUUUAUCUUCGGCACUAGGUGGAUAUCUAACGAUUGGUGAAUAGCGUGAAUAGUGCAAAACAACACAUACAGGAUAACUGAACGGGCUUGACACCAUAUGAAGUCUGCUGCAACACAGUGAUAUGUUCAUGGAGAUAACGGCUGUGACUGCGUCUUUACGCAAUCAGCGAUAAGUGGAUAUUUUAUUUAAGAAAGUUGUCUGUUAAUAGAAGUCUGUAAUUUACAGAUGUGGUCGUUUUAAUGCAAUUCUGCAAAAAGUUGUGAAAACGUGAUCUUGCUUUUAUCCAUAGCUACCAUGAAUUUUUGUCGGUGGAUUGCCACCGGCGUACUUCUCAUUAUAAUUGCAACGACGUUAGUUCAAGCGCGGGCCCGCUACUGUUACACAUGUCGUUCUAGGGGUGACAGAGGUGACUGCAAGGACCCGUUCGCGUACAAUUCCACCACUGCUGAAAAGAAUAAAGCCGUUAAGAUCACCCCUUGUGCGUCGCAGUGGUGCGCUAAAUUUAUCGAGGGAAAGGAAGGAGAUGACGAUCUAGCCACAGAAAGGAUGUGUCUUCAGAGGCCACCAGAAGACCAAAUGGAGCGCUGCGCUGAGACGUUGUACCAGCGGAGGAAAGUCUUCAUGUGUAUGUGCAAGGGUGACCUCUGCAAUUUAUCCAGUACCAACCAAAUGUCGCUUUCCGUCCUCGCGAUCGGAAUCUUCAUCGCCUUCAGAGGGAUACUAUAGAACUGCUAAAGCCCACGAACCGUGUUAGAAUUCUUUAUUAACGCUCAUUUUACCUCAGUUAAACUGUUACGACGUUUCUCAAACCUUGUGUUUUUGUACGCUUUUUCCAGAAUUUUUGUAUGCUAUUUAAUUAUGCCGACAAUCAAUUUACAUUGAGCAAAUUGAUCUAGAGGUGAACAAGUCGCAAGUUUAGAGAUGAAAAUAAUCAAACUAGACUUUGGAAACAGUUCAGAUAUUAGUGUGUUCUAUAGCUAUCACUAGUAGGACUUCUUAAUACUACUGUGAACUGCAGCAGGACAAAUUAGAUACAUACUCUUGGCCUAUAAAAUAGGACAAAGGACUUCUUAGUACUACUGUGAACUGCAGCAAGACAAAUUAUGAUACAUACUCUUGGCCUAUAAAAUAGGACAGAAAAAAGGUCUAGCUUAGUAGCGCACAGGCGGUAACCCCUCAACUAAGCCUGCUUGUUCGAUUAAGUGUUAGGUAGGGAACAUCUCUGCUUAUACCUUUAUUCCUAAAGGCGGAUUAUUUUGUAGAAUAAAUAGCAGCACAAAGCCGUUCUCCUACUUAUACAACAUUGGCUCAGAGUCGGAAUGGCGUUGAAAUCAUCUGGAAAAAUCCGUAUACUGUAUACGGUAAAUUUUUCUCUCUUGGUUUAAUUGAUGCAAUUCAUUUACAAACACAUAUGAUGUUAAUCAGAGGGCUCACCUUCUGAAUCGCUCCGGCUGCCAUUAUUGAUUGAAUUAGUAUGCCGUACUCCGCUAUUUUGUAAAUCGAUCGGUAACGUCAGAUCAAUGAUAAUGAUUGCUCUAUUACAGUUGUGACUAUUUUUCAAAAUGCACAUGAUGACGGUAGUGAUCAGAGCAUGCCUCUGACUUUGGCACUAUACUAUAUAUAAUAUUGUCUGUCAUCGUCAAAUUUUAUAAUUAGUCUUUUUUCGAAUGUUUUUACGAUAGUCAGUUCUAUCGUCAUUUAGUAAACGGGUACACAUCUUACCAUACAAACACAUUGUAGACAAUACAUAUAUAACGCUAUACGUAUCGAAUAUAAGAUGACAUCAACAAAUCUAAACACGUAUAUAACAAAAAAGGACGAACGAAGUGACGAAGAAAGUAGUCUUUUGACUAUAAUUGUUAUUUUUGUUUUUGUCACCGUUGAUUCAGCGCAGUAGGAGCGAUGGUCACAACAGCAGACAGCCAAUAAUAGGUACGUUUGGCCGACCCAUUUUUCAGCGGCGGUAUGAUCGGACGACAAAGUACAUUGCCGAUACGAAGCGAUUCGGAGUCUCCUGAAACGCGCGUGAAUAUCCUAUCUAAAACGUUCGAACUAGACUUACUGAAUCAUAGGCUAUCGUAUAUUGACUAUCGGUACGAGCAACAGAGUAUUAUAGGCGAAGCGGCACAUAACUGAUCGGAGAAAGUCGCUAUCGGCCACAAGCUAUCGGCAAAUACAUAUUUACACUUCUGUCCGUUAUCGUUAAAAGACAAAAUCGAAUAAAUAUUUUUUGUACUCAGAGAAAUGUCGUCAUUCAAAAGAGUAUCAAGGGAUAAUAUCUGAAAGCAACACGCUCUCAGAUUAAAAACCAAGCUCCUUGACAACGGCUAACCGUUAUACGUUUGAAACUAAACAAAUCAGUUAAGCUUAUGCACACAAAGGAGAUUAGUCAGGGUCAAAAACAAAGGAUUUGAGGUCGGUAUUUGAUAAACGUUUUGUAAUAAUAACAUGAGCUCAUAUACUAUUGCCGUGCUGCAGCGCGCGAUGAGAAUGAAUCUAAUUGAAAAAAUCUCUUAAAAUACAGUCUUGUGUUUAUAGCUUGAUAAAGAAUAUGGUCAAUGAUAAGGACACAAAAUUGUAGAAGCGAGAGUGCGUCCACACGCAGAAUGUAGACAUUCUGGAUAUUUCGUUUCCAUUAUGAGCGACGAAGACUAUAUCGAAAACCCAACACGAUUCCUGAUACACAUAUUGCCCUAAUUAAGAAAUGUUACUGAAUAAAACAUUAAUAACAAACUGUUGA
Messenger RNA from Varroa destructor (honeybee mite), 3110 nucleotides. It is a transcript of the gene rtv, whose product is annotated as QVR superfamily protein rtv. The record is from RefSeq and is a predicted model, not a curated record. NCBI's taxonomy places the organism in Eukaryota, Metazoa, Arthropoda, Arachnida, Mesostigmata, Varroidae. Gene Ontology annotation, biological process: positive regulation of voltage-gated potassium channel activity; sleep; regulation of synaptic transmission, cholinergic.